CACCGGCCCAUUUGCUGUUAGUUCUUGGAGGCUCCGGCUCCGGGCUCGCCCGAGUCCACUCUAGCCACGCAAGCCGUUCGUUCAUCCGCCCGAGAGGAGCAGGCUGCUGCUCGUGUUCUCUUCUCUUUUCCCCACCUCUCCCGGUCUCCCAAAUCGUUGCCGUUGCCAAGAACCUUCGCGGAAGAGGCCACUGAACUUCCCACCAGAUUCGAAGCCAAGAACCGGCGGCAACUCUACAAGAAGCGAGCUCUCGAUUCGCUGGCUCUCUGCACAGCUCAAGAGUUCUCCUUUCCACUCGUUCAAUUCCCAGUUUGAAGUCAACUCUCCCCUUCUUGGCGUGCCGCACCGUCGUCUCGUCCUCCCAUGGAUCGGCUGCGUUCGCCCACGGAUUGGCUGCGUCCGUACAUGGAUCGGCUACGUCCGUACAUGGGUCCGCUGCGCGAGCUCUCCACCGCUCUCGGAAUCCCGGAGCAGAUCGGCACCGCAGUCUUCAGCAUCCUCUAUUCCACGGGGGGGCGCCUGCUGAAGGUGGAGGACGGGGCCGGGAAGCUGCGGCGCACGGAGGAGCGCAUACGCGCGCUGCUCACGGACUCCGAGCAGCGCCGCUUCGUCGACCACGACUCCGUCAAGCUCUGGCUCCGGGAGCUCAGGGCCACCGCAUUCGACGUCGACGCCCUGCUCGACCGCCUGAACACCAUCUCCAGGAUGGCGACCGCCGAGCAGUCGCGGAAGCGGAGGCGGCCCUGGCCCAACGUUGAGCUCGGCCCGCGGCAGCGCUGGGAGCUGGAUGGUAAGAUCAUCAAUAUCAACGAACGCCUCGACGAAAUCUACAAGAGCAGGAAAAGGUACCGGUUCCAGGCCGGGGACGGAAGGAGGACGGCUCAGCCGAUGCAGUGCCCAAGCUUUCUUGAAGCUGCCGCGCAUCGCGACGAGAGACCCAUAGGCCGCACCAAGGAGAAGGAGAAGAUCGUCCGUGCUCUUAUUUCUGACAGUGGCAUGGACCUUCCUGUGAUUUCCAUCUGGGGAACGGCAGGGAUUGGGAAGACAGCGCUGGCACGCUUGGUCUACUACGAUCCAGAGGUAGAAAAUUUCUUCACUAAAAAGAUUUGGGUUUGGUUACCGGAUGUGUGUGAUGUGAGGAGAGCCACUAAGAUGAUCAUCGAAGCUGUGACCGAACAAAAAUGUGAGUUUUUAAGCUUGGACAUAUUGCAGCAGCGGCUGGGUGAGCACCUGCGCAAAAUGCGGUUCUUGCUGGUGAUUGAUAACCUUUGGGCCGAGGGCUUUCAGUUCUGGGAAUUUCUGAAGCCCUCAUUGAUUGCUGGAGAGAAAGGAAGCAAGGUUCUGAUCACUACUCAACAAGAAACGGUGACUAGGAUGAUGUCCAACAUUCUUAACAUCAAUUUAAAGGGUUUGGAAGUAGAAGAAUGCUGGCAAAUCCUUAAAGUUCAUGCAUUCUCAGGGUGGAGCAGCAACGAUCAUCAUGAUCUGGAGUUGAUUGGGCAGAGUAUUGCCAAAAACUGCCGAGGUUCCCCAUUAGCAGCCAAGUCUCUCGGGGUGCUUUUGUCUGACACUAAUGGACAGAGAGAACAAUGGGAAAACAUACUAAGUGAAAUGCAGAUUCUUGAAGAUGGCAAAAACACAAACAUUAUCUUACCCAGUUUGCAGAUAAGUUAUCAGCACUUGCCAUAUCAUCUCAAACAGUGUUUUGCCUAUUGUUCUAUACUGCCUCUUGGUGUUGAAUUUGAGAAGGAUGAGCUGGUCAGACUCUGGAUGGCUGACGGUCUUGUUAAGAACAACGGAAGGAAAAGGGUCGAGAUGGAAGCAAGCAGAUGCUUUGAUGAGCUCCUACGGAGGUCAUUCUUUGAACCUUCCCACAACUUCCAUAAUCAGAAGUUCAGAGUGCCGAAUUUGAUGCUUGAACUAGCACGAAUUGUUUCUAAACAUGAAUCUCUAACUCUCAACCCUGACAACUCACAGGUUGUUGACCAUCCUGAGUGGAUUCGCUAUGCAACUAUCUUGUGCCCAGAGGAUGGGCCUCUUGCAUUUGACAAGAUUCAUCACUAUGAAAAUUUGAGGCUCUUGAAAUUAUGCCCGAUGAUGAAACUGCCCUCGGAUCAGGUUCCAUCAGCACUAUUCUUAAAGUUCACUUGUCUGCGUGCACUAGAUCUGAGUUACACCGAACUAGAGGUCUUGGCAGAUUCUGUUGGGUGCUUAAUACACCUCCGAUACCUCAGUCUACGAAAUACUUUAAUAAAGACUCUUCCAGAAGCAGUCUGCAACCUAAUCAAUUUGCAGACACUUGAUCUCAGGAACUGCUACUGGCUCAUGAAUUUACCUGAAGGCAUGAGUCGCUUAGUUAACUUGCGGCACCUCUGUUUACAUAUUGAUUGGGAUAGAGUUACUGCUUUCAGAUCAAUGCCAAGCAACAUUGACAAGUUACAAUCACUUCAGACACUUUGCAGAUUUGUUGUAGUCACGAGUGAUGGAGGCAAGUGCAACUUUAGUGAGUUGAAGAACUUGAGGAUCCGUGGAGAACUUUGCAUUCUCAAAUUGGAAGCCGCCACUAAUGAUGGUGCCAAGGAGGCCAAUUUGAGUGGAAAGGAGUAUUUGCACAAACUGAUGCUGAAAUGGAGUGAUGGCGCCUGCACGAAUGAACAGCAGCUACACAUAGAGGAGAGUGAGAAGGUCAUUGAGACACUCUGUCCACAUACCAACCUCAAGCAUCUACGCAUCGAUAAUUACCCUGGAAGAAACCUUCCUUACUGGGUAGAGAAGCUCUCGUCUCUGGAGUCCCUGGAGAUAGUUUCUUGCCCCAGGCUCACUCAAUUUUCUGUGGAGACACUGCGGUCUCUCACAAAUUUCACGAUCCGUCAAUGUUCUGAUCUUCAAGUUCUUCCCAGAGGCUUAUGUAACCUAGAAGCCCUUCAUUGUCUGGAAAUCGAUGGAGCUCCGAAUCUGUUAAUAAGUGCAGUGGACAUAUUGCCAAGAAACAUCUCUCGAUUGGCUGUAAGUGGAUGUGAUGCCCUGGAGCGAUGGUGUCUGCAAGAAGGCGCCGAGAGAGUGCAGCAAAUUCCUGAUAAAAGGAUUCAAUUUAGUAAUUGAUGUGAAACAUGAAGGAGAUUCAUUUUCUUUUAAAAAAUGUUGCAGUCGGUUCUCUUUUGAGCUAUUAAUUUAGAGGUUCCUUUGUCAUCCUGUCCUGGCAAUAGCCAUUCUAAAUUUCUCAUUAUCCUUUGCGUGUCUCCUGUACCCUUUGAUGUGUUUCUCUGAAUCCUGGUGUCACUUUUUUACCAGCUCAGUUAGGUCGCUGAUUUAGCAUCGACUAUUGCAGGUUCUGAUCUGUUGCUGUGUGAGAUAUACCUUAACAUUUAAUUGGCUCUUGGAAUGUACACUCCCUAUUAACAUUUAUGUUAUUGAUAAGUAUGUGGAGCUUUAGCUUUUCUUUUA
Molecule: messenger RNA, 3444 nt
Organism: Phragmites australis (common reed)
Lineage: Eukaryota; Viridiplantae; Streptophyta; Magnoliopsida; Poales; Poaceae
Product: putative disease resistance protein RGA3
Exons: 1
Coding region: 364-3102 (912 amino acids)
Biological process (GO): defense response to other organism
Molecular function (GO): ADP binding
Source: RefSeq, a predicted model, not a curated record